UCUACACGUAACACAUAGUUGCAUAGUUGCCACCCUUUUAUAUAGCUUAUGGCUACAGGGUAUUCGACGGAAAAAACUUAAGCCGAGCAUCCAAUUCGAAAAACCAGCUUCAGUAUCUAAAUAUUCUUUGCUGUCGUCUGCCAACUUUCAGUUACCAAACUGUCUUUCUGCAGCGCAAAUCGUUUCACAAAAAACCACCGACUAAAUAUAAAAUCAUUGGUGAAAUGCGCAGUUGGUUUCGAUGGAAAUUUGUGCUGUUGGAACUGUUGCUGCUGCUCGGGCUGCUUUCGCCUGGCCAGUCGGCCAAUUUGCUAAACAGUUAUCUGCCCGCCUCCAUGCAGGCACUGGCCUACUACAUUGAUCUACUGCAAUAUGAACCGUUGUCCAGCACUACCGCAGAGCCGCCGUUCAGUGCUGACGGCCAGCCAUAUGUGAGCACCACACCCCUGACACCCACACGCCCACCGCCCUCUAGCUGGCUUUCCAGCACCAGGCCUACUGCUCGACCCAGCAUCAGCACCACCACCACGAGAAGAAGCACAACGAAGAGACCGAUGGGCAGCACCACUAGUUGGUGGCAACCGCCCAGUUGGUGGGAGACGCCACACCGCACAUCUACCACCUCCAGGCCGACAGGGAAGCCCACACGACCCCACGGACCCGCCCUCUUUGCACCAGCUGCAAAAGUCAAGCAGGUGGGAGUGCCACUGGAGGGAGAGGCGCUCUUCAAUGAGAUCACAGAAGAUUCCGAUUUUGACAAGCUGCCAUUUUCGCUAAUCAAGGACAUACAAACGGAGACACUGCACGAUGACUUCACCAACGAUGUGGAAUCGCUGGAUAACUUUUUGCGGCUCUACGAUGAUAAUUAUGGGCGUGCUGCCUUUGACUUUGAAUCAGCCAUGGAUCGCUGGAGCAGCACAUCGACGGCGGGCAAGAAACGUGUGCCGCCCACCAAACCCUAUGUGGACUUUCUGCUCGUCUACGAUCUGCUCAAGCGCGACGCGAAGGCGGCCAAUUUGAGCAAAUACGAAGGCUACUCGGAGGAGAUGCUGCAUCAGCUAUUUGAGUUAUCGAAUGCCUCGUCGACGCGGCAGCUGCACACACUCUUCCAUCGCAUGCUAGAGCGUGGCGAUAUCCAGCGCAGCGAUGUUGUUGCCCGUGUGCAGGGCAUUCUCAAGGAUCUUGGUAAUCCGAAUAGUGCCACUUCCAAGGCGCUCAUCCAUAUACCCAGUAUGCAGUUUUUGCCCUAGUUCUUAAGUCGACAUUUUUUUGUCCACAAAUCCAACACACAUAAUAAAUUCUAAUUCAUAAACUAUUCAAUUUUAAGCGGCCGUUUGACACAU
This is a messenger RNA of Drosophila grimshawi, 1343 nucleotides long. RefSeq lists its product as uncharacterized. Lineage: Eukaryota; Metazoa; Arthropoda; Insecta; Diptera; Drosophilidae. The record is from RefSeq and is a predicted model, not a curated record. The transcript has a single exon. Bases 225 to 1250 code for a protein of 341 amino acids.